AUGGCGCUGGCCCUUUCUGACCCCGUGAAACUCCCAUGCGGGUUGGAACUCCCCAACCGUUUCGUCAAGGCCGCCAUGGCUGAAAUGAUGGCCGAUCCCAAAGAUGGCUUACCCAAUGAGGACUUUAUCGAAGCGUAUGGCAAAUGGGCAGAAGGGUCUUGGGGUGCCAUUCUGACAGGUAACGUCCAGGUAGAUUUGGAGUAUGUAGGAAGUACCAAAGAUCCCUCUACAGGCCCAUACAUGAAGAAGAAUAUUGAAAUCUGGCGUCUAUUUGCCGACACCUGCCAGAAAAAAGGCACGCCAGCCAUUGUGCAGAUCUGCCAUCCAGGUCGGCAGUCUGUGCGAGGAGCAGGUCGCAGGGGCCUAUUCACCCAGACGAUGGCCCCCAGUGCGGUCCCAAUGAAUAUGGGGAAUGGCUUGCUGGCGAAGUUCGUUCGAUGGCUGGUGUUUGGUGCACCCAGGGAGAUGACAGUAGAAGAUAUCAAGAGAGUUAUCGAUCUGUUUGUUGACACGGCGCGUCUCAUGGCAGAUAGUGGCUUUGCGGGCGUUCAACUCCAUGGCGCUCAUGGGUAUCUUCUCACACAAUUUCUCACCAGUAAGACCAAUUUCCGCACCGACGAGUACGGAGGCACCCCUGAGAAGAGAGCCAAGAUUGUCGUAGAGAUCAUCAAAGCCAUCCGCUCUGUGGUGCCAGCCACGUUCUGUAUCGGGAUCAAGCUCAACUCGGCAGAUCACAACUCGGGCGAUUUUGACGCCACAGUGCGUCAGAUUGAGCUCCUGAUCAAGGCUGGGAUCGAUUUUUUGGAAGUCAGCGGGGGUUCUGCCGAGGAUCCGAAGAUGAUGGGCCGUGACCACCUACCUAAAAAGGUCGAAGCGAAAAAGAGCGAGCGCACGCUUGCCCGCGAGGCGUUCUUCAUUGACUUCGCGACCCAGAUCCGUAAACAUUUCCCUGAUCUCGUUCUCAUGGUGACCGGAGGAAUCCGCAGCCGGCGAGGUGCUGAAGCAGUUGUCCACAGCAAGGCGGGAGACCUUGUGGGUAUCGGCCGCCCAGCCGUCAUCAACCCCAAAUUCCCACAGCUCCUUCUGGAUAAGUCGGUUCCCGAUGAAGAGGCGCAACUGGUGCUGGCCAAAGUACCUCUGCCGGGCUGGAUCAAGUUUCUGGACUUGAAAGCGCUGGGUGCAGGCGUCGAAACUGGGUUUUAUGUGACUCAGAUUCAGCGAUUAGCCAAGGGGUUGGCAACUUUUGGACCUUAG
Penicillium arizonense is the source of this 1254-nucleotide messenger RNA. RefSeq lists its product as uncharacterized. The record is from RefSeq and is a predicted model, not a curated record. Bases 1 to 1254 code for a protein of 417 amino acids. Gene Ontology annotation, molecular function: FMN binding; oxidoreductase activity. The transcript has 7 exons. Lineage: Eukaryota; Fungi; Ascomycota; Eurotiomycetes; Eurotiales; Aspergillaceae.